AUGAAAAGUGACGAGCUCAAGUUCGGAUCUAUUUUUAUAUUCCUUCUUCUUUGUUCUGGAAUCGUUGGUGAGGAUCGUCGAAGGAUUCGUCGGAAAACGGACGGAUCUGUUUACUGCGACUUCGACGAAACGCGAAACAAUCAUAGCGCGUCGGAUUUGUUGGAGUGUAUCGAUGAAUUGGCAAUCGAUCUCGUGGACAAGGAAAGCGCGAGUGGUACGAAUGGAAAUGGUCAACGGAAUGGGUCCACGGGCAGACGAAUCUCUUUCGUCGACGUUUUCUCGAAUAUCUUCGAUAUACCUGCCACGUCGCAUCAGAGCGGCCCUCUUCCAACUCACUCGACUUCCGGCUAUCAGCAAUUGAAUUAUCCGAGCGCUCUUUCCGCGGGAUUUCAACUGAAUUUCCUGGCUGAAGCUCUGUCCACGAUAUCCCGCCACGACGACUACAAGUGCGUGGCAAGGAUACUGUGCGAGAUGGCGAGCGGAAAACUUCCUGGACGAUCGUUAGGCAAACGGGGAUCCGGUUUCCUCGAGUUCCUCGGCCGAAUCUUCUUCACAGAUUGGCUGGCGAAAAUCGACGUCGGUGGUACGUCUCCAUUGUUGAACUUUGGAAGAGCCAUGAUCCUUGGAUACAGCAAUCGAGGAAGUUCUGAACCGUGUUACCAAGCGUUCCCAAAGUGCCCGAGGGAUAUGAACGGGUUGGUUCAUUACUUGAAUAAUUACAACGGAGGAUUCUUCAGGCUUUUCAAUAGGAUUCGUGGUGGAAAAUACAGGGAGUCGAAUGGAAUCGCCGGUCAGAGAGUCGACGAUUACUCGAAGAUGGACGUAAAGGGGAGAAUAGUAGGAGGAAACUCGAGGAAGUACAUUCCCAUUGAAAGCGCGGAAGAACCGAUAAUCCGGGAUACGGUUCAGUUUCCAGCUACGAGUUACCAAGAAUACUUGAAAAAGAAGGGAAUUCCGGGAUACGAUAAAAUGAGUAGCGAGGUGAUAUUUCCGAACGAAAGAGAUCCAUCGUCGAACGUGGAGCCGUCGAACAGCGUGGAAAACGACGGGGCGAAAUCUGAAUUGAACGGAAUUUGGCGGAAAGAUAAGCUCGCAUUCUUUCCCGAGGGAAAUCGCGACAGAGGAUUGUCCCGGUUCCGAUUCCCCUCCGACUUUCCACUCGCAUCGUCGUAA
Apis laboriosa (Himalayan honeybee) is the source of this 1173-nucleotide messenger RNA. RefSeq lists its product as uncharacterized. The transcript is spliced from 6 exons. The record is from RefSeq and is a predicted model, not a curated record. Bases 1 to 1173 code for a protein of 390 amino acids. NCBI's taxonomy places the organism in Eukaryota, Metazoa, Arthropoda, Insecta, Hymenoptera, Apidae.